AUGGUAGAGCAUACCGACCCGGCACGCUCAAGAGUGUCGACGCUCAUCGCUCAGCAUAUUCCGAACCUGGACCAGUACCAAGCUUUGUACCAGUUCCUUCAUGCCAACCCCGAGCUUUCACUGCGCGAAAAGGAUACUGCAGAGGUCGUGGCAGCCCACCUGAGACAGUUGGAAGGGUUUGAUGUCCGCACGGGCAUCGGCGGGUAUGGAGUGGUCGGCGUCCUCAGGAACGGGCCAGGCAAGACUGUGCUUUUGCGGGCAGAGCUGGACGCCCUGCCCGUUCAAGAGCGCACUGGUCUGGAAUUUGCGAGUUCCCGAACUGCCGUGGAUGAGAAUGAUUCCGUCACAUAUGUUAUGCAUGCAUGUGGCCAUGACUUGCACAUGGCGUCCCUACUCGCCGCAUCAGAAUUUCUGCAUAGGAGCCGCCAGGCUUGGAGUGGUACUGUCAUCGCCUUGUUUCAACCCAACGAAGAACAAGGUGCUGGUGCGCAGGCUAUGGUCGAUGAUGGCCUGUUUGUAGAGACCGGACAUUGUAUCCCGAUACCCGACGUGGCUUUGGGCGGCCAUGUGAUGCCUAUGAGAACAGGAACGAUCAAGACACGUAGUGGAUUGAUGGGCAGUGCCGCCGAUAGUUUUUUGGUGACUCUUUAUGGCCGUGGUGGCCAUGGGAGUCGCCCACACCACGCCGUCGACCCUGUGGUGAUGGCGAGCAGCACAGUAAUGAAGCUUCAGACGAUCGUAAGCCGCCAGACCGACCCACGAGAAACUGUCGUGGUCACGGUCGGGUCGCUGCAUGCAGGGUCUGCGGCGAAUGUCAUCAGUGAUGAGGCUGAACUCCAAAUCAACAUCCGAACAUUCAGCUCCGAAACCAGGCAGAAAGUGAUAGAGGCGGUCAAGCGCAUUGUCGACGCCGAGUGCAGAGCCUUUGGCAGCCCAAAGCCACCGCUCAUCAAGCACAUUGGAUCAUUUCCGCUGCUCUAUAACGAUGAAGCCGCCACUGACAUCGUUUCGCGAGCGAUGACGGACCACUUUGGAGCCAAUUUCGGCACAGACGCAACAAUCUCCACCGGGAGCGAAGAUUUCGCCAACCUAACAUCCCCUCUGUCAAUCCCAAGCGUCUUCUGGAACUAUGGCGGAAUCGAUGCCCGGCUGUGGGACGAUGCAGUGCGCGACGGAAAGGUGGAAGACAUUCCUGGAAAUCACAGUGCCUUCUUCGCGCCCGUGAUACAACCCACGUUGUCGGUUGGGAUCGAGGCAUAUGCCGCAGCAGCACUAGCAUUUCUGCUAUAA
Messenger RNA from Fonsecaea erecta, 1290 nucleotides. RefSeq lists its product as hypothetical. Lineage: Eukaryota; Fungi; Ascomycota; Eurotiomycetes; Chaetothyriales; Herpotrichiellaceae. The transcript is spliced from 2 exons. The record is from RefSeq and is a predicted model, not a curated record. Gene Ontology annotation, molecular function: hydrolase activity. Bases 1 to 1290 code for a protein of 429 amino acids.